CUAUAACAGCUGUUUCUGUUUUGUUAGACGAGGAAGUAAACUACAUGAAGAGAGAAAAACACAGUCAUUACUGUGGACUGACUGUUGAGACAGAGCUGGAUUUGAGAAAAUUAUUUCUGAGAUGAUUCAUAUCUCACUCUGUGGAUCAACAUCUGUAUCUGCUUUUAGAUGAAACCAUGGCCUCCAGAAUGAAUCUCUCUGAAGAACAUCACACACAGAUAAAGACAGUCAAGAGCCAGAUUCAGGGAGGUGAAUCAGAUUUACCUGAACACGUCGAUGUGUCUGUGAGGAAAAAUCGUUCAGAUCUCUGCAGAGAGGAAGACUCUUCUGUUGAGUCCAGUCUGUGUGAGAAUGAAUCUCCUGAACCCAGCUGUGUGUCCAUGAAGAGUGACCGGUCAAUGGGUCAACCGAUUGAUUUCAGCUCGGGAGAUUCAUCUGCUGAUCUGAGUCAAAAACAUGAAGGACCAAAAUCACAUUCAGGAAAGAAGAACUUAGACUCCAUUUUCAAGGAGCUUGAGCACAAAAUCAUUUCUCAGUUGAAAACCUUUAAGAGACUACUGAGUCCAGAUUACCCAGAAUGCUCUGAAAGAGACCAUCAUGAUGACGAGGGUCAUAGAGUCAGAGAGGGGCUUCUGAAGAUCACACUGUUGAUCCUGAGGAAGAUGAACCAGACAGACCUCGCUAACACACUACAGACCAAACUGAUGCCUGUGUAUCAACAAAAACUCAGAUCCAGACUACAGGAUAAAUAUCAGAGAAUCAAUGAAGGAAUGUCCAAUCAUGGAGACUCAACACGUCUGAAUGAGAUCUACACAGAGCUCUACAUCACAGAGGGAGGCAGUGGAGAGGUCAAUAAUGAACAUGAGCUGAGACAGAUUGAGAUAGUGUCCAGGAGACCAGAGACACAGGAGACACCAAUCAACUGCAACGACAUAUGUAAACCCUCACCUGGACAAGACAAACCCAUCAGAACUGUGCUGACUAAAGGAGUCGCUGGAAUUGGAAAAACAGUCUCUGUGCAGAAGUUCAUUCUGGACUGGGCUGAAGGAAAAGCCAAUCAGGAUGUUCAUUUCAUAUUUCCACUUCCUUUCAGGGAGCUGAAUCUGAUACAGAAAAAUCUCAGUCUUGUGGAUCUUAUAAACCACCUUCACACAGAAACCAAAGAAUUUAAAUCAGCAGAUUAUGAUGACUACAAAGUCAUGUUCAUAUUUGAUGGUCUGGAUGAGUGUCGACUACGUCUAGAUUUCCAAAACAAUCGGAGCUUGUCUGAUGUAACAGAAUCAGCCUCAGUGGAUGUGCUGCUGACCAACCUCAUCAAGGGGAAUCUACUUCCUUCUGCUCUCCUCUGGAUCACCUCUCGACCAGCAGCAGCCAAUCAGAUCCCUCCUGAGUGUGUCCACCAGGUCACAGAGGUACGAGGAUUCAACGACCCUCAGAAGGAGGAAUAUUUCAGGAAGAGAAUAAAUGAUCAGAGUCUGGCUGAUAGGAUCGUCACACACAUCCGAUCAUCAAGAAGUCUGUUCAUCAUGUGUCACAUCCCAGUCUUCUGCUGGAUUUCAGCCGCUGUUCUGGAGAGGAUGAUGGGUAAAGCAGAGCGUGCAGAGAUUCCCAAGACUCUCACACAAAUGUUCACACACUUCCUGAUCUUUCAGACCAAACUGAAGACACAGAAGUAUGAUGGGAAAUAUGAAAUCGAUUCUGAUCAGGCUAGAAGGACUAUUCUGUCUCUAGGAAAACUGGCUUUUGAACAGCUGGAAAAAGGGAACCUGAUCUUCUAUGAGGAGGACCUGAAAGACAGCGGCAUUGAUGUCAGAGAAGUGUCCGUGUACUCAGGAGUUUGUACCCAGAUCUUCAGAGAGGAGUUUGGACUGCAGCUGGGGAAGGUGUACAGCUUUGUUCAUCUGAGUAUUCAGGAGUUUCUUGCUGCUUUAUUCAAGCUACUGUCCUUUUCUGAACAAAACACAGGACUGAUGAAUGAGUUCAGGUCACCAAUGACCAGUUUACUGAAGGGAGAAGUGGACAAGGCCUUACAGAGUGAGAACGGACACUGGGACCUUUUCCUCCGGUUCCUUCUAGGUCUCUCACUAGAGUCUAAUCAGACUCUCUUACAAGGCCUCCUGAGAAAGACAGUAAGCAGCUCUCAGAUCAAUCAGGAAACAGCUGAAUACAUCAAACAGAAGAUCAGAGAGAAUCGCUCUCCAGAGAAAUCCAUCAAUCUGUUCCACUGUCUGAAUGAACUGAAUGAUCGUUCACUGGAGCAGGAGGUACAAACAUACCUGAGCAGAACAGAUGACAGUCGUCUCUCUGGAGUCUCUCUGUCUGCUGCUCAGUGGUCGGCUCUGGUGUUUGUGCUGCUGAACUCAGAAGAAGAGCUGGAUGAGUUUAAACUGAGUAAAUAUUAUCCAUCAGAAGAAUGUCUCCUGAGGCUGCUGCCAGUGAUCAAAGCAUCUAGAAAGAUUGAUCUUUCCAGAUGUGGUAUUACAGAGAAAGGCUUUGCUGCUCUGAGUUCAGCUCUGAGAUCAAACCCCUCACACCUGACAGAACUGAAUCUGAGCUUUAAUAAACCAGGAGACUCAGGAGUGAAGCUGCUCUCUGCUCUACUGGAGAAUCCACACUGUAAACUGAAGAAACUAUGUCUUUCCGGCUGUUAUAUUACACAGAAAGGCUUUGCUGCUCUGAGUUCAGCUCUGAGAUCAAACCCCUCACACCUAACAGAACUGAAUCUGAGUGAUAAUACACCAGGAGACUCAGGAGUGAAGCUGCUUUCUGCUCUACUGGAGGAUCCACACUGUAAACUGAAGAAACUACGGCUGUGGGACUGCAGUAUUGGAGAGGAAGGCUGUGCUGCUCUGAUUUCAGCUCUGAGAUCAAACCCCUCACACCUGACAGAACUGAAUCUGAGUGAUAAUAAACCAGGAGACUCAGGAGUGAAGCUGCUCUCUGAUCUACUGGAGGAUCCACACUGUAAACUGAAGAAACUACGGCUGUAUAACUGCAGUAUUGGAGAGGAAGGCUGUGCUGCUCUGAUUUCAGCUCUGAGAUCAAACUGCUCACACCUGACAGAACUGGAUCUGAGCCGUAAUAAUCCAGGAGACUCAGGAGUGAAGCUGCUCUCUGCUCUACUGGAGGAUCCACACUGUAAACUGAAGAAACUAUAUAUUUGACAGUGGAAACUCCACAAGCUCCAAACAAGCGAAUCAAAACAACAUGUCCUGAACAAGACUGUCUCCUGGACAUUAAUGCUGAUACUGAUCCAGCAGUUUCAUAUGUGAAGGGUUUUUGUUAUUAAUUUUCAUUCAGCCUACAUUUUUUUCCAGUCUCAUGGGAACAUUUUUUAAAAUAAGUAGAUUGGACAUACUAACUGCACUGUAAAUGUUUAGUGUGAAAUUACAGUAUAUUCCAGGUUAAUAACUGCAUGACUUUCACAGUAAUUUCACAGUGAGACUUCUCUUGUAUCUAACUGCACUCUCAGAAAUUUCUUGUAAACAAACAGCAUCAUACUGUGUUUCUACAGUUAAUAUGUACGAUGAAGGUUCCCAGCAUGCAAUGCAGCAAGAAUAGAUCAUGCUGUAGAGGUUUUAUUUUAUUUUAUUUUUUAUUCUUGUUGGUUUUAUUUAUGCUGUUGAACUUGUUUUUUUGUUUUGUUUUUUUGGUUCACUUUGAGCAGUUUGUGUUGUUGGUUUAUUUUGUAAUGUUGGUUUAUGUUGUAAGUGUUGUGUUUACUUGUUGAGUGUUACCAUUGUUGUGUUUUGUAUGUUGAGUAUUUUUGUCACAUUUUUCAAAGACGUUUCUCAGCAGGUGGUUCAUUAUUGUGAAAAAUCCAUCCACAAAUAUUUAUGAAUAUGAAACAAGUUAUUGGUUAAUCCUUUUAAGUAAUGCUAAAAUAAAAUCUUUGUUUAUCUGAAGAAUAUUCAUAUUCUAGUUUUUCAUCAUUUUAACAAACGUUUUCAUUUGUCACACUUCUGACAUGACUAGAUCAGAAAUUUGAAUAUGAAUAUGCGAGGUCAAAUAACCCUAACAAAUACUAAUCAGUAAUCACCAUUAUGGUGACUUCAAAGCAAUUACAGUAGUAAAUAACUACAUUUGUCACAGUUGCACAGUGAAAGACAGCUUUAUAAUGUGAAUUCACAGAAAAACAAGAGCAGUGAAUUUCUUUGAUGUUAGCAUUAUUCUGCUGUUCAUUCACAGUCAUUUGUAAGAAAAUUACCCAGCAUGCAUUGAUUUCACAUUUCUGACUACAGUAAUACAUUGUAAAAUAAUACUCUAAUCCUGUAAAUUUCUGGCAAUUUUUUACAGUAUAGAUAGAUAGAUAGACUUUGUAUAUUUUAGGAUUUUGUAUAUUGUGAUUAUGUAGUUGUAAUGAAAUUCAUGGCCAUAUUGAAGUCCCUCACUUAAAAUUUUCAAUUAAUCAUUCAUUUAUUUUUUGUUUUGUUUUGUUGUUUGUUUGUUUGUUUAUUGUAUCUUCAUGAUUUUUUUAAUAUAUAUUGUUAAUACGUAGUAGACAUGGAAAUCAUGACAUAACUUUUUUACUUAAGUAGGUUUAACAUAUUUUUCCAAAUACAGUACAUUAUAAUAUAAGCCUGAAGAUGACAAGAAAAUUAAUUCAAUUUAAUUCUAGAAAUAAUAUAUGACAGUGUCAUGGUAUAGUUUCAGUCCUGAUGCAGCCUCAAGAGGGAGUCAUGAGAUAAGAUCACAGUUUACCAGCAGAGUGCUCGAGUCUGAAGGAGAGAGUUUGACAUAAAACAUACUGUAAAAAAUAAAUGAAUUGUGUAAAAUAUGAAUGAUAUAAAAGUAGAUCUCUAUUUUAAAAUAGAUCUAACUAUGACCCCUCAGGGAUUUCACAAAUAUUUUAAUUUUAUAAUAACUACUAAAAAUCUAAAAUCAGUAGGCCUAAUAUAGUACAGUGAUUCCUGGUUCUUUUUAAAGGAUUGAGACACAAAACCAGUGAUUUAAUUUGUGCAUAUAGACUAUAUAUAAAAGUAUAAAUAAAAAGUUGCAGAUAAAAUAUAUGAACAUUUAUUGCUUAAAUACGCACUAAGGCACAUUAAUAAUAAUAUUUGCUGUAGGUUAGAUUUAAUAGCAACUUUUUUAGUAAACAAAAAACA
This is a messenger RNA of Onychostoma macrolepis, 5105 nucleotides long. Its product is annotated as NACHT, LRR and PYD domains-containing protein 12-like. The transcript is spliced from 12 exons. The record is from RefSeq and is a predicted model, not a curated record. NCBI's taxonomy places the organism in Eukaryota, Metazoa, Chordata, Actinopteri, Cypriniformes, Cyprinidae. Gene Ontology annotation, molecular function: protein binding. The coding region runs from base 177 to 3164 and encodes 995 amino acids.